Mandrillus leucophaeus (drill) is the source of this 1386-nucleotide messenger RNA. RefSeq names its product tetraspanin 1 (gene TSPAN1). Gene Ontology annotation, cellular component: membrane. The coding region runs from base 463 to 1185 and encodes 240 amino acids. NCBI's taxonomy places the organism in Eukaryota, Metazoa, Chordata, Mammalia, Primates, Cercopithecidae. The transcript is spliced from 9 exons. The record is from RefSeq and is a predicted model, not a curated record.
AGACACACACACCAGCAGCUCCACCUCCACGCUGACCAUCACAGGCACACAGAGGCACAACCACCUCACAUCCACCUCAUACUUGUGUACUCUUAGGGUUCAGUCUUCCAUCCUAUCCCUCUCUGAUCUGUGCCUCCCAAUACCUUCUAAGAUGUUUACAGAGACCCUUCUCCCUGUGCAGUUAGGAGCGUGAGGCAAGAGAGCCCCUACUUCAUGGGGCAGAUCAAGAGCUGAGACCAAAGAUGGUCUAUGUUGCUGACCUUGUCCUGUCCUCCUACUGUCUUAACUAUGAUCCCUGCUGUGGUCACUGAAGCUUUUCCCUGUGAGCAGUGGUGUGUGAGAGCCAGGCGUCCCUCUGCCUGACCACUCAGUGGCAACUCCCUGGAGCUGCUCUGUCCUUUGUGAGCCUCAGCAGUUCCCUCUUUCAGAACUCGCUGCCAAGAGCCCUGAACAGGAGCCACCAUGCAGUGCUUCAGCUUCAUUAAGACCCUAAUGAUCCUCUUCAAUUUGCUCAUCUUUCUGUGUGGUGCGGCCCUGUUGGCAGUGGGCAUCUGGGUGUCAAUCGAUGGGGCAUCCUUUCUGAAGAUCUUCGGGCCGCUGUCGUCCAGUGCCAUGCAGUUUGUCAACGUGGGCUACUUCCUCAUCGCAGCCGGCGCUGUGGUCUUUGCUCUUGGUUUCCUGGGCUGCUAUGGUGCUCAGACUGAGAGCAAGUGUGCCCUCAUGACGUUCUUCUUCAUCCUCCUCCUCAUCUUCAUUGCUGAGGUUGCAGCUGCUGUGGUCGCCUUGGUGUACACCACAAUGGCUGAGCACUUCCUGACGUUGCUGGUAGUGCCUGCCAUCAAGAAAGACUAUGGUUCCCAGAAAGACUUCACUCAAGUGUGGAACACCACCAUGACAGAGCUCAAGUGCUGUGGCUUCACCAACUACACGGAUUUUGAGGACUCGCCCUACGUCAGAGAGAACGAUGCCUUUCCCCCAUUCUGUUGCAAUAACAUCACCAACACAGUCAAUGAAACCUGCACCAAGGAAAAGGCUGACCACCAAAAAGUAGAGGGUUGUUUCCAACAGCUUUUGUAUGACAUCCGAACUAAUGCAGUCACCGUGGGUGGUGUGGCAGCUGGAAUUGGGGGCCUCGAGCUGGCUGCCAUGAUUGUGUCCAUGUAUCUGUACUGCAAUCUACAAUAAGUACACUUCUGCCUCUGCCACUACUGCUGCCACAAGGGAACUGUGAAGAGGCACCCUGGCAAGAAGCAGUGAUGGGGGAAGUGUCAGGAUCUAACAAUGUCACUUGGGCCAGAGUGGACCUGCCCUUCCUGCUCCAGACUUGGGGCUAGAUAGGGACCACUCCUUUUAGGCAGUGCCUGACUUUCCUUUCAUUGGCGGGUG